Messenger RNA from Pterocles gutturalis (yellow-throated sandgrouse), 1823 nucleotides. It is a transcript of the gene KY, whose product is annotated as kyphoscoliosis peptidase. The annotation marks the transcript as partial. The record is from RefSeq and is a predicted model, not a curated record. The transcript has 10 exons. Lineage: Eukaryota; Metazoa; Chordata; Aves; Pterocliformes; Pteroclidae.
GGCAGCGAGUCUCCAGGGAGCCCUGCAAGCAGACGCAAGCCCUUACUUCUUACUCUAACGAAGGAACCCAAGUGACGGUGGAGGUGCAUCCCAAGGAUACCGCCCCACAGCUCUUCAAGAAGCUCUCCUUUGGGAAAGGUGCCCCGAGGCCACCCAGCCUGAGAGGACAGGACAACAGAGGUUUCCAGAGGACCGAAGCCCCACGGCCACCGGGAGGAAAAGACCUGCACGCGUAUCCAUGGGACAAAUCCUCUUUGAAAUCCAUGCCAGUGGAUCUGCAGCAAUUUGAGAAGCUGGAUGCCUACGCAUUAAAAGUAAACGUCACCAACAGCGUUGAGGAACUUGUCAAAGCCCUGCUUAAACAAGCCCGGACAGAUCUGGAGAAGGUCCGAGCCAUCUGGAUGUGGAUAUGCCACCACAUAGAAUACGACGUAGUGGGCUACCAUAACAAAAGCCAGCUGUCGACCAAAGCCAGCGAUGUGCUGCAGGCGGGGAAGAGCAUUUGUGAGGGAUACGCUGAGCUCUUUGAGCGGAUGUGCAGUAUUGCAGGAAUCCAGUGCAUGAAGCUGUCGGGAUACUCCAAGGGGUACGGGUACAAGCUGGGGCAGACCUUUACAGGGGACUCUGACCACACCUGGAAUGCUGUCUACCUCGACGGAAGGUGGCAUCUACUCGACAGCACCUGGGGAAGUGGUGCUGUCGAUGAUUCUUUCACCAAGUUCACCUUCAGGUACAAUGAGUUUUAUUUUCUGACUCACCCAGCUCUGUUCAUUAACAAUCACUUCCCAGACAACAGUAACUGGCAGCUUCUUAAGCCGACCCUGACGCUGAAGGAUUUUGAGAAGAACAUGCUACACAACAGUAAUUUUUAUAUGAUGGGCUUGCUGACCGCCCACCCACAGACCGCGGUCAUCCAAACAGUAAAUGGGAAAGCCUCCGUAUCGGUGGAUUGCCGUUCUGCCACGUUAUUUACGUUUAAGCUGAAGGGAACAGAUGAACACGGUUUAAUGACUUUGAAAAAACACGGAAUGAAGCUGGAUAUCUACCCGCAGAAAACAGGGAAUCACAAGCUGCAGAUCUUUGCCAAGCCCUCCAAAGCCCCCGACGAGGUCUACAGCUGCGUGCUGGAGUAUGUCGUAGAGUGCAAGUCUGUGGACAAGGCCAUGCGCUUCCCCAAGGACCUGCACCAGCCCGUCGGACCGAGCUGGUUCACAGAGCGACAGGGCUUCCUGCGGCCGUCACACCCCAACCCCGUCAUCCACACCAAUGACGGGCGGUGUUCGCUCACCUUCACCCUGGGCAAGGACAUCAGCGUCUUCGCUUCGCUGCACUGCGACGACAGCAGCCUGACCGAGGACGUGAGAAGGCGGCACAUCAUGCAGAUCCACCGCGGGAACCAGAUUGAGUUUAAGAUCCACCUGCCCCACGCAGGGAACUUUGUUCUGAAAAUCUACGCCAAGAAGAAGUCCGACCCUGGCAAUUACGACUACAUCUUCAACUACCUCAUCACGUGCCUGAACACCGAGGUGAAGUGGCCAGCUUUCCCGCAGAGUUACACCAAGUGGCUGGAAGGCUACGAGAUACUGGAGCCCCUCUCCGGGCUGCUGCCGGCGAACCGCAACGUUCAGUUUAAACUCAAAAUGCACGGGAUAGCGAAGGUGCUGGUUCAAGCUGAGAACACUUACCCUCUCACCCAGAGCAGGGGCUACUGGGAGGGAACCUGCAACACCUCGGGAUGCCGAGAGGUGUUUGUGAUGGUGCACGAGAACGCCAACCACAGCUUCUACUCGCACGUCCUGAAAUACGAGGUGGAGACCCAGUAA